GCGAGCACCACCAGCCGCCACCGGAUCGCCGCCAGUCCUUGCGAUCGAACGAUCGAGACCGGAUCGAUAAACUCUCCUCCUUUCCAGCCUUGGGGAUCCGAGUGUACCGAAGCUUUUCCACGCUUUGCGACUGGUCACGUGGCGCGUCCCAUCUUUUAACUUGCAAGUUUCAAGACUGAUAUUUUUUUCUUGGAGCAAUUCUCGAGAAGAGAUCGAGCUUCGCUUUGGCGAUUUUUCUUUGGAAUUCUGUUUUUUUUUUUGUUUUUCUUUUUUUUGGGGGGGGGGUCAUUUACGUAUCAUCGUGUGAUACGUAAGCAUUGUCGAUGGUGUUCGAGUUUUGGAAGUUUUCGUAAGGGGUUAGUUUCGAAGAGAAUUUUUAAAAUAAUAAGUUUUGGAAGAGGAAACAGUUGGGAAGAGACUGUCGAAGAGGAGUCGAGUGUAGUGAAGAAUCGACAGUGACAGCAGGCUGAUUAUGAUUAUUGUAGAUGAUUUUUCAUCGUCGGGAAUCAAUUAUAAUCUAUUUAUAGAUUUUGCUCGAUUGAACGGAAUUCGAGGAACCGAAGAAUCCGAAGGGACAAUUGUAUUAAUAUUGGAGGAAUUGGUAUCGAAGAUUAGCUAAUUGGAGACUAAUUUCUUUUGAGUAAUUAACUCGAUUCAUUCGAUUUCAAAAAAAGUUUGUAAUGAAUAAUCUGUAAUGAAUAUUCUAUUAUCGAGUGAUGGUUCUCUGAUAAAUGUAUAUAUUUAUAACAGUCUUUUUUUUUUUUUUUUUUUGGAAUCAUUUAUCGUUACUCCAAAUUUCAAAAUUUCAAAAUUCGGAGUAGAUUAAUUGAACAACUCUUUUUCGAACUGGUAUUAAUUGGUGAUGGUGAACGGGUGUGAAUUUGAAUAUACAAGGGGUGAUUGAACAGGAGAAGGAAGGACAAAAUGUUGUUCAAGGGAAAUAGUUCGAGAUUGGAGUUGUUAAUAGGCAAAAUCCAAGCGCACAAGGAACCUUCUCAGGAGGAGCAGCAUAAGUCCAAAGAGGCGUUGGGGACCGGAAGUUCGUCGUGGCAGAGCGAGGAUGGCGGACCAAACUCGCGGCGAGGCGGCGAGACGCCCUCGUCUUGCGCGACCCCGACGUCGGCCAGUUUCCCGUCGGAGCCAGAGGUCGACGCCGACGUCGGAGUGAACGCCGACGGGAGCAACGCGACAGCCCCUUACCCUUGCCAAUUCUGCGACCGCACGUUCCCCCGGCUUAGCUAUCUCAAGAAGCACGAACAGAGUCACGGGGACCAAAUGCCAUACAGGUGCAGCUGGUGUGCCAGAUUAUUCAAACAUAAACGCAGCAGAGAUCGACACGUAAAGCUUCAUACAGGAGACCGAAGAUAUCGAUGCACGCACUGCGAGGCUGCUUUCUCCAGGAGCGACCAUCUGAAGAUCCAUAUGAAAACUCACGACACGCAGAAACCGUAUCAGUGCACGGCCUGUUCCAGAGGGUACAACACAGCAGCUGCCUUGACAUCCCAUAUGCAAUCUCACAAGAAACAUCAUCAAUCGCAAGGAUCGGCCAAGGACAUCGAUUACGGUAGAAGAAGCGUGUCCUCUCACAGUACAUCAUCGCCGCCAGUACCGAGUUCCCCAUCACCGUCUUUAAACCUCUCCUUGAACCCGAAAUCCGGGUUGAAAAGCUCGCAGGGCAGUGUUUCGACAACGCCGAUCCUAAAUUCUCCAUUGAAACUUGCCUGCAUGUACUGCACCAGAGAUUCUUUCAACUGCAUGCAACAGCUCCAGAUGCACGUGCAUACAAUGCAUCAAGCUAUCUUAAGCGGCGAAACUGUUGCGGUAUCUCCAUCGACCAAUAGAGCCAACGAACAGAUUGGUUAUCAACAUGGUGAGAAAAAUUUAGAUCGAUCGGAAGGAACUUCGAAGGAGCAUAAUAGGAAAUAUCAAGAUGAUUCAGAGAGGUCUAUGGAAAAGGAUCAUUAUGAAAACGCGUUUACGUGCAAUCAGUGUACGAUGAAAUUCUCCACAUUAGGCUCUUUGAGAGAUCACUUGAUCUCGAUCCAUAGAACGGACAGUUUCAACUCUGCCUUGAUGAUGUGCCCUCUUUGCGGCAUUCCCUGUGCUUCGGCAGCUGCUUACGCGGAACAUUAUGUUCUUCAACAUUGUGAAAAUCGAUCGAUAGCUCCCCUGGAAAGUAAAGACUAUAUAGAUGCGAAAAUGAACGGAAGUUACGAGUCUAAAAGUUCCAGAAAUCAGAAAUCUAGAGAACAAAUAUCUUCUUCUGAGCCAGCAGAUUUAACUAGCAAGCAUACCACCACUACGGAAAACAAUUAUUCAGCUGGUACUCUGUUAUGUGGCCAAUGUGGAGCAGCUUUAAAAGACUUUGAAUCUUUUAGAGAACAUCUGGCUAGACACCUUCAAGCUAAUCAUAGAAACGAUGCUGUCAGACAUUCUUGUCCCAAGUGUGAGGCCACUUUUCAAGACAGGGAAGAUAUGUUUGUGCACUUGACAAAGCAUUAUCUAGGUCAGAUUAGUAAAGAAUAUGCCUGUGGUGCCUGCAAAAAGCUCUAUCCCCAUCCAGAUCUUCUUCAAAGGCAUUUGCUCGAUAGUCAUGCUCACCACCUUUACAGAUGCGCUCUGUGCAGAGACACUUUUGAUUCCAGAGUGGCGAUACAAGUCCAUUUUGCUGUGAAACACAGUCAGGAGUGUAGGAUCUAUAGAUGCAAUGCUUGUACGGUGUCCAAUAACGAAAAUUCGCCGGGUAAUGCACCAGGAGAAGGAAAAAGUUUCUUUAGGAGUGAAUCCGAGAUGACAAAUCAUGUGAGAAAUGUCCAUGCACCUCCUACUGUAUCAAAUAACAGCCCUGUAGCCAGAAGUCCUGCAACUACUCCUGGAAUAACUGGAAAUUCCGGACCAAGAUGUGUUUUCUGUGGAAUUUGUUGUACUUCUGAACUGGAAUUACAACUCCAUUUGGCUAGCCAUUCUGCUAAUUUGUACAGAUGUCCAGUUUGUAGAGAGGGAUUUGCUGUAGAAUUUUUGUUGGACAGGCAUAUUGCUCAAGCACAUCAUUCCAGUAAUCAUCAAGGUAUUAUUAGAAGUAGCUCUAGAGAAAAUGGAAGGAUUGGUAGACCGCCAAGAUUGCAAGAAGAGACAAAAUCUCAAAAAAGAGGUCGUUCUCCAGCAUCCAGCAACAACAACACCGUAAAUCAACGAGACAACAAUAAUAAACGUCCAAAUUACUCCAAUACAUCUUCUCAACAGUGUGAUCUCUGCGAAAGAGGGGAAUUUUCUAAUGAAACAGAACUCCAAGCCCACAAGAAAUUGGUUCACACUCCAGCUAAGUUUCAAAAUAAAUCUAUAUCAAAUCUCAGCAUGACUUGUGCAUAUUGUGGAGAAGUAUGUCGUUCUAGAACUGAUCUAGAAUCUCAUACAAGGAUUCAACAUGCAUCAAAUGAACCUGGGGGCCGUCACAAAUGCAAUAUUUGUGACGAAGUCUGUCCUUCAGGUGCAACUCUAGCAGAACAUAAACUGCAAAAACACUGUAAAAUUCAACUAAGUGACACGUGUAUUGUUUGUCGAGGAAAUUUAUCUUCAGAAUCACAAUUUUUAGAACACGUUCAAAGACACAGUUUGGAAAACGUGGAUCCUCAACAGAGAUUAGAUGGUUCUCUUCCCCAUCUUCCUGCAGCGUGUGUAGUUUGCAGACAGACACUGAUCAGCGAUUUGGAAUGUCGUCUUCAUGCUAGACAUCAUUUGAGAGCUUCUACUGGUCCUCACAGUGUGGGAUCUAGCCCUAGUCCCAACCAAAAAAAUCAGAAUCCAAGUUGUUGUCUUUGCUUAAGAGAUUAUUCUGGUGAUGACUUUGUUAAUUUGCCACCAAGUCAUGUAAGUGGAGGAGGACAAUCUUUGAGAGUCUGCAAGUCUUGCUAUAUUCGUCACUCUCAAGGUUUACCUAUUUUGAAUUCAUAUGAAUCUGUUAGAUCUAAAUGUGAUGAUUCUUGGACAUCUAAUAAUAAAGAUGGACAAUGGGAUGGAUCGAAAAAUAAAUGGGAAUCGGAGAAUAAAUAUAAAGAAAAUAGAAAUGGAAUGAUUGAUAAUAAGAGAUGUCAAGAUUGUGGAGUGAAAUUUGAAGAUUCUGAAGAGGUGGAAAAACAUAGGAUAAUAGAGCAUGAGAAGACUGGAGCUGUAUCUAAUACAUAUACGUGUAUACAAUGUCAAAUGUCAUUCGCAACAGAAGCAAAGAUUCAGCAGCAUAUAAAGAAAGAACAUUUGGAAGUAUCAGAAAAAACUUCCAUGGAGGCAUUACGAUGUCAUUUAUGUUUAUUUGAAGCUAAUAGUCCAUUACAGUUGCAAAGCCAUUUGAUAGAGCACACUUUUGCAGGAUGUGCCGCUCUCAGCUGUUAUAUUUGCCAAUCUCUUUUCACUGCACCUAUUGGUCUUCAGAAUCAUAUGCUUCAAGAACAUGGUUUGGGUGCACGCCCAUAUGAUUGUUCCCAGUGCACAUUAAAAUUUUUCUUCAGAGCAGAAUUAGAUCACCAUAUGUUAACAUUCCAUCGAUCCGGAGACGUAUCCUCGCCUGAUGAAGAUAUACGAAACAAUAUUGAAACAAAACCAAGAAACACUGAAGAAAAUAAUUCUGAUGAAAGAAUAAUGGUGAAAGAAGAAUUGUUACCGGAAGGUGCAGACGAAGAAGAAGAGAUCAACGUGGAUGAACAAGUAGAAGAGAACGAGCAAAAGGAAGACAAACAGUUAGAAUUCGAGACAAAAUUAAAAACUGAAACCGAGGAAGAAAAUAUUCUUCAGUCUUCCGUUUCCGAGAAAAUGGAAUCGUGAUUAUUUCUCGUUGAUCGAGAAAGUAAAAGGUUCGAAUAAAACAUAAUUUUUUAAUUAGUCUGAGACAAAGAUAUGAUAAAGAAAUUAAUGACAUAUUCUUAGACUAAAUCAAAGCUUAAAUUAUCUAUUAAUAAUAUAUUAAUAAACUGCACAUAUAUUUUU
This is a messenger RNA of Apis laboriosa (Himalayan honeybee), 4977 nucleotides long. It is a transcript of the gene L, whose product is annotated as zinc finger protein 423. The transcript is spliced from 7 exons. The record is from RefSeq and is a predicted model, not a curated record. Gene Ontology annotation, molecular function: RNA polymerase II transcription regulatory region sequence-specific DNA binding; DNA-binding transcription factor activity, RNA polymerase II-specific. NCBI's taxonomy places the organism in Eukaryota, Metazoa, Arthropoda, Insecta, Hymenoptera, Apidae. Gene Ontology annotation, cellular component: nucleus. Gene Ontology annotation, biological process: regulation of transcription by RNA polymerase II. Bases 925 to 4815 code for a protein of 1296 amino acids.